Molecule: messenger RNA, 2344 nt
Organism: Neltuma alba
Lineage: Eukaryota; Viridiplantae; Streptophyta; Magnoliopsida; Fabales; Fabaceae
Product: glycine--tRNA ligase, mitochondrial 1
Exons: 9
Coding region: 6-2186 (726 amino acids)
Biological process (GO): mitochondrial glycyl-tRNA aminoacylation
Cellular component (GO): mitochondrion; cytoplasm
Molecular function (GO): glycine-tRNA ligase activity; ATP binding
Source: RefSeq, a predicted model, not a curated record
GUCGCAUGCUCUUGCUGAGAACUCUAUCCUCAUCAAAUUUGCUUGGUCUCCGGUCGCUGGUCAGCCGUCGCUCACGAUUGGCGUUACACUCAUCGUCGAUGGACGCUGUCGAGGAAUCACUUCGUAAAUCCCUGUCGGAAAAGCAGUCCGCCGUAGAAGCGCAGGGAAAUGCUGUCCGAGCUCUCAAAGCUGCCGCCGUCACCACCUCCGCGUCCAAGCAGGAAAUCGAUGCCGCCAUUGAAAACCUCAACAAAUUGAAGCUCGAUAAGGCUUCGAUUGAGAAACAGCUUCAAGCACACAUUGGUGGCGCUGGUCGUGACGGUUCAAUUAGCAAGGAAGCAUUCCGUCAAGCGGUCGUUAACACUCUCGAGCGGCGUUUAUUUUAUAUCCCGUCUUUUAAGAUUUACCGAGGUGUUGCUGGGCUUUACGAUUAUGGACCACCUGGUUGCUCCAUUAAGUCCAAUGUCCUUAGCUUCUGGCGUCAGCAUUUUAUUCUUGAGGAGAACAUGUUGGAGGUUGACUGCCCGUGUGUGACACCUGAAGUUGUACUCAAGGCAUCAGGUCAUGUGGAUAAAUUCACUGACCUCAUGGUUAAGGAUGAGAAAACUGGGACAUGCUACCGAGCUGAUCACCUGCUUAAGGAUUAUUGCAAUGAAAAGUUACAGAAAGACCUGAGCAUGCCCCCAGAAAAGGUUGCAGAACUCAAGCAUGUAUUAGCCACCUUGGAUGAUCUCUCAACUGAAGAGCUGGGUGCAAAGAUCAAGGAGUAUGGAAUUACAGCUCCAGACACAAAGAAUUCACUUUCUGAUCCUUAUCCUUUCAAUUUAAUGUUCCAGACAUCUAUAGGCCCCUCUGGUGUGCUUCCUGGGUAUAUGCGCCCUGAAACUGCACAAGGCAUCUUUGUUAAUUUCAAAGACUUGUACUAUUUCAACGGGAAUAAACUCCCAUUUGCUGCAGCCCAAGUUGGACAGGCAUUUAGAAAUGAGAUAUCUCCCCGCCAAGGCCUUCUCAGAGUCCGGGAAUUCACAUUGGCAGAAAUUGAGCACUUUGUUGAUCCAGAAGAUAAAUCUCAUCCAAAAUACUCAGAAGUUGCCAACUUAGAGUUUCUUAUGUUCCCAAGGGACCUGCAAAUGUCUGGUCAAUCUGCAAAGAUAAUACGUCUUGGUGAUGCUGUUUCAAAGGGAAUUGUCAAUAAUGAGACUCUUGGUUACUUCAUUGGAAGAGUUUAUCUUUUCUUGACUCGUCUUGGUAUAGAUAAAGACCGUUUACGAUUCAGGCAACACCUUGCUAAUGAGAUGGCCCAUUAUGCUUGUGACUGCUGGGAUGCUGAAAUUGAAUGUUCCUAUGGUUGGAUUGAGUGUGUUGGCAUUGCAGAUAGAUCUGCAUAUGAUUUGCGUGCUCACACUGAGAAGAGUGGUGUUCCUCUAGUAGCUUCUGAAAAAUUUUCAGAACCUAAGGAAGUCGAGAAAUUGGUUAUAGCUCCUGUAAAAAAAGAGUUGGGUCUAGCUUUCAAGGCGAAUCAGAAGAAGGUGGUUGAAUCACUUGAGGCUAUGAGUGAGAAGGAAGCUUUGGAUAUGAAGGCAGCUCUGGAAUCAAAAGGUGAAGUAGAGUUUUAUGUCUGUACACUUGAGAAAAAUGUGACUAUUAAGAAAAGUAUGGUGACUAUUAACAAGGAGAGAAAAAAAGAACACCAGAGGGUUUUCACACCAUCUGUGAUUGAACCAUCCUUUGGAAUUGGACGGAUAAUAUAUUGCCUGUACGAGCACUCUUUCUACAUGAGGCCAAGUAAAGCUGGGGAUGAACAAUUAAAUGUCUUCCGCUUUCCCCCCAUCGUAGCCCCUAUUAAAUGCACAGUUUUCCCACUAGUUCAGAACCAGCACUAUGAAGCAGUUGCUAAAUCAAUUUCCAAGUCUUUGACGGCAGCUGGAAUUUCACAUAAGAUUGACGUGACGGGCACAUCAAUAGGAAAGCGAUAUGCAAGAACAGAUGAGCUAGGUGUUCCUUUUGCAAUCACUGUAGAUUCAGAAUCGUCAGUGACUAUUAGGGAGAGAGACAGUAAAGAUCAAGUGCGUGUGAAUGUGGAAGAAGCUGCCUCAGUUGUUAAGGGGGUGACCGAAGGCCACACGACGUGGGCAGACGUAUGGUCAACUUUUCCCCAUCAUUCCUCUGCAUCCCAGGAUGAUUGAGGUUAUAGCAGUGUCUCCUUUGGGUUGACCUGUUCGAGUUUAUUAUUGUGUUGUUAUCUGAGUAGUGAAUAGAAGUGAAAAAAGAGAGUUAAUAUUUACGGUCCAUUGCUUUGGUGAUAAAGGAGUUGUAUCAGGAUACAUUUUACAAAGACGUUUUU